AGAGAAGAAAAAAGAAGAGAAGAGAAGAGAAAAGUAGAGAAGAGAAAAAGAGAAGAGAAAAGUAGAGAAGAGAAAAGAAGAAAAAGUAGAGAAGAGAAAAGUAGAGAAGAGAAAAGCAGGGAAGAGAAAAGCGUUUAAGAGAAAAGUGGAGAAGAGAAAAAAGAAGAGAAAAGUGGAGAAGAGAAAAGUAGAGAA
Molecule: messenger RNA, 195 nt
Organism: Pygocentrus nattereri (red-bellied piranha)
Lineage: Eukaryota; Metazoa; Chordata; Actinopteri; Characiformes; Serrasalmidae
Product: UPF0329 protein ECU05_1680/ECU11_0050-like
Exons: 3
Source: RefSeq, a predicted model, not a curated record